CCUAGCCAUUUCUGAAAAGCUGAAAGUGAGAUGAGGUAUGUUCUAACCUCAGCAUGCAUCCAGGAAACAGAUUCGAGCAAAGCUGGUGGUUCCAUGUGCAAUGAAGGCUAGACCCGCUUAGUUGCGUAUUUUAAGGUUUCCCGAUGCAACUUUUUGGCGAGCUUCCAAGCACAACACGAGCGCUGCACAAAACAUCAAAGUGCCACUCUACAUGGCCUUUCAAGUAAAGCUACUGAGGCCAAUCUUUUCAAAUCCGACAGGCUAUCGUUGUUCGUCUAUUCGACUUCCGUCUUAUCUGAAUCGCGUAUUCGCCUCGUCUGCAAGGCGUUAUUCAUCAUCUAACUUCGACAUGGGCAAGGACGACCACUACCUCACACUGUCCUGUCCAGAUAGGACAGGCAUUGUGUACGCUGUUACCGGGCUUUUGGCAAAGCACGAUAUGACAAUUUUGGAUCUGCAGCAAUUUUCCGACAGCUCGUCGUCAAAAUUUUUCAUGCGUGUACAUUUUGGAUAUGCAGAGAACACAUCCGGCGUCAAGUCAGACAUGGACAACCUUGCUGCUGAAAUGAAGAUGGACUAUCAGUUACGUCCGGUGUCCAAAAAGCCCAGGGUUCUCAUAAUGUGUUCUAAGAUCGGACACUGCCUCAACGAUCUUCUCUUUCGAACAAGGACAGGCCAAUUGCAGAUUGAAAUUCCGUUGAUCAUCUCUAACCACCCAGAUUUCAAAGAUCUGGCCCAGAGCUACUCAAUCCCUUUCCAUCAUUUGCCCGUAACCAAGGACACAAAGGCUGAGCAGGAAGCGCAGGUCCUGAGCCUGAUCAAGGAGAAUAACAUAGAUCUUGUUGUGUUGGCUCGAUAUAUGCAGGUUCUCUCUCCCGAUCUGUGCUCGGCCAUGAGCGGAAAGAUCAUCAAUAUCCACCACUCUUUCCUACCCUCGUUUAAAGGCGCAAAACCAUAUCAUCAAGCCUACGAAAGAGGCGUGAAGAUUAUUGGUGCGACAGCACAUUUUGUUACUGCAGACUUGGACGAAGGUCCAAUCAUUGAGCAACGAAUUGCACGAGUGGAUCACAGCAUGGGACCGAAGGAACUGGUCGAGGAAGGUAGUAAUGUAGAAAGCCAGGUGCUUGCCGCAGCUGUCAAGUGGUGGAGCGAGAACAGAGUAUUUUUGAAUGGCGCGAAGACUGUUGUUUUCUAGUGAUGGGACACAGUCAUCGGUUUCUUCAGGCAUAGUUAUCCCAAGCCUAUGUCAGAAUGAGCAAGCUGCAUUAUGGCUUCACGUGUUUAUGAAUUCACGUCUGAGCAACCCUCCCACGAACGGAAAAUCAAAAUAUCUUUCAUUGUCCACCACUAGACCAAUGUAGCAGGCUCUACUAAGGGUAUUAUUUACGACGACACCGCGUCAACGCCGACAUCGCCUUCCGCAGAGUCGUAUAUAAAAAACCACCUACCUUGUAGUCCGCGUGUUUGAAUGCUGCAAGAUCAUAUUGCACACGAGUAGCCCUACAGAUUAUUUUGUCAACGGAGAAGUCUUGCAAUCUGUGCGACUGUCCCAG
Verruconis gallopava is the source of this 1553-nucleotide messenger RNA. Its product is annotated as formyltetrahydrofolate deformylase. Bases 212 to 1195 code for a protein of 327 amino acids. Lineage: Eukaryota; Fungi; Ascomycota; Dothideomycetes; Venturiales; Sympoventuriaceae. Gene Ontology annotation, molecular function: formyltetrahydrofolate deformylase activity. Gene Ontology annotation, biological process: 'de novo' IMP biosynthetic process. The record is from RefSeq and is a predicted model, not a curated record. The transcript has 3 exons.